CCUACACCUAGGUAGGUACUUCAUACAAAAGACAAAUGCCAGGUAUCACAGAAUAAUAAACUAGAUAUUAAGAUCAUUACAAUGUCCUAUUAUCUGAGGUAGAUACACGAGUUGAAACGAGACAGACAUAAUACUAAAGUUCACACCAUUUGCCCGGUCAGGUAUUUUAUUAGGUAGGUAGGUAGUUUUCUCUUGUAUGCCUCAGAAUAUCCUUCCAUGGAUGGACACCUUCCUCAGGAAUCACACUAUUUAUUAGUGAAAAGAGUAUGAAAAACCGUGCAGUAGUUUUUGUGUUUAUCACAACAGACAGAUGCGGCAGCGAACUUUGUUAUUUUCAAAAGAAAUCUUCAAUAACAACAUAUUGAACAAUAGAUUAAACCGAGAUAGACGUUAUGAUUACGAGCAAAAAAGGAAAAUAAUAACGUUUGAAGAUUCACAUAUUUCCAAACCGAUAUUUAAUGUAAAUGUUCCACUAGACAACAGUCUGCAUUAUAUCAGCACACCUGUUCAGAGAGAAGGAACGGAAUCAGAGAACGCUUUGGCUUCAAGGGAGGGGACAUCUACACAGUUUCUUCAAUUUAACUCGAUACAAAAUAAUACCAUAGAGCGGAAUACUAAAGAUAGAAAUUUUACUUCUACUGAGAUAUGCAAUUUUAAGUCUGUACUAAGUGAUGGCAAUGAUGAAGAUAAUAUAAACCUUACUGCUGCGGAUUUACUAGAUUAUAAACAAAUACAAAAUGAGACAUUAGAAGAUCAUCCAGGAGUUUCUAGAUUGGAUUUUUUGAGGCCACUCGAUGUGAAUUCUGAAAAACUUACGUCUGAAUCUUUAAAUGAAAGUAUAAAUAUUUUUAACUUUGAACGUUGUACACCACUCCAUGGAAACAAACCCGGGAAGGACGUUUCGUGGAAUGAAAUGUUUGAUACGGAACUACUACCGGAUAUUAUUGCACCCGUUGUUGAAGAAAAAUCGAUCGCUGCACAGAAUGCCAUCGCAAACGAAAAACCUUUUAAAAUAUCAUUUCCUGAAGAUAUUAUUAAGGGUCCAGUAAUAAAUUCAAAGCAAAGCAAAAUCAAAAUUAUUGAAGAUAAAACAGAAAUAAAUUCGAAUCUGAAAUUUGUGAAACGCAAGAAAGAUGUAACAUCAACAAAAAAUAAAGCAUCAAAGAGGUUGAAAGAAAAUAAUGUAAAGCAAAAUAAAACAAAAAAGGAAAAAUAUAGAAAAACAGUUGAAAAUUGGCUAGACGGAGUGGAUCCUGAUGAUUGUGUGGAAGUAGGAAAAAAUGCCAUUACAAAGCCUAUCAAAUCAGGAACAAAAAUUAAAACAUUACAUAAAAUUGUGAAAGAUACUCUAGUUCCAAAGGAACAAAAUGUGCCUAAGAAAACUAUACAAGCUCAUUUAAAAAAUAAAGGAGGUAUUAUGAAAUUUAGCAAACCUGAAGUACUUAAAGAAGACACUAAUGCACCUGAAGGCACGGGUACAGAAGCUGUUAUCAAAGGGGCUAACAGAGUAAACGUGAAGAAAAGCAAACCAAAAUUCAUCGCACCGCUAAAAUCUCAGGUUCCUGUGAAAGAGAUUCAGUUUACAGUUGUAGUAAUUGAUGAAACCAACUGGUCAGAGCACAUUGUAAAAUUUGAAAAUUCGAAGUUUACUGAACUUUAUGCUGUUUUAAUGUUCAGCAAUGGUUUAUGCCAACUAAAUAAACAGUUUACGGAUGAAGAGUGUAUCCCCGAGGGUGUUAUGCUUCAUAUAGAUGAUGAAUUUUACUAUUUCAAAAAGACCGAGGAUAAAUUCAGUGAUAUCAUAAUAAAGUUUCUAGAAAACAAAAUCGUGGUUUGCCAGGAUGGAAAAAAUAUCCUAAUUUUUUUUAAACACAACUUCGAUUUUGUCGUCGAUAUAGUUAUCCACGAUGUAAAGAUCGGGGCCAGCCUACUGGAGCCGGAUAAUCCCGCGGAAACUUUCAGCGACCUUCAAAAGCUGAUGUCCACUACCCCGGACUAUAGCAUAGCCACAGAAUGCAAGCUGCAGAAGACCGCCUGGUACUUGACUUUGAUGCGGGAUUGCGCAGACAAACUGAAGGUGAAGCUGCUCGAGCAUUCUUUAUGGAGGUUGUUCGUAGAUAUUGAAAUGAAAGUACUUCCUAUUAUUGCUGAUAUGGAGUUUCGCGGCAUCCAUGUCAACACAGAGGAGCUCAAGUCCAUGGAGGGCAUCCUUCUGUCCCGGAUGAAGGCCGUCGAGAUGGAGUGCCACCGAGUGGCCGGCAAGACCUUCCAGAUGACGUCACCGACGCAGGUUGCCGCUAUCUUGUAUGACGAGCUGCAGUUGCAUGCCAAAUGUAAUCUUGUUGUUAAGGAGACUAUGAGCAAGGGAGCCAAGUCGACAUCAGAGUCUAUGUUACGUACCCUGGUGCCGCUUCACCCACUGCCAGGGCUGAUCCUGGAGUACCGGCGUCUUCACAAAGCACACGCUACAUUCCUAGCUGGAAUCGGGCAGCACGUCAAAGACGGCGUCAUAAAACCUAUUUGGGUCCAGACGGCAGCAGCGACAGGCCGCAUCGCCGCCAGCAACCCGAACUUGCAAGCCAUUCCCAAGGCUCCCUUCAGUCUCAGCUCCAACGCUGAUAAUACAGAAGGGGCUUUAAACCUGCGGUCAAUAUACAUAGCGCGUCCGGGCUGGCUGCUGCUGGCCGCCGACUUCAAGCAGGUGGAGUGCCGCGUGUUCGCGUCCGCCGCCGCCGACACCGCGCUGCUCGGGGCGCUGCGCUCGGCGGGCGAUCUGUUCACAGUCCUGGCUUCCAAGUGGCUCAACAAGCCUGAGCGAGACGUGAGCGCCGCGGACCGCGAGCGGACCAAGCGCAUCGUGUACGCGCGGCUGUACGGCGCCGGCGCACGCAAGCUGAUGGACAUACUAGACAUCACCUACGAACAGGCCUUGAGUGUUCAAGAUAGCUUCGACAGGACGUUUCCGUCAUUGAAGUCGUUCGGCGCGUCCGUAGCACGCUCGUGCGCGGAGGGCCGCGCGCCGCGCACCGCCGCCGGCCGCGCGCGCCCGCUGCCCGCGCUGCGCAGCGCCGACGCGGCCCAGCGUGCGCAUGCGCAGCGACAGGCCUUGAACUUCCUUGUGCAAGGUACAGCGGCGGACAUAUGCAAGAUAGCGAUGUCAAGCGCGCAGUCGCAGCUGAAAUCCGCCGGCAUCCGAGCUCACCUCCUGCUGCAGAUCCACGACGAGCUGGUGUGGGAAGUUGCCGAGGACCAGUUGGCUGCAGCCCACGCCAUAAUACGGUCGGCGAUGGAAAGCAGCGGGCGGGCGGCGGGGCUGGAGACGCUGCCGGUGACGGCCGCCGCCGCGCGCUGCUGGGGGCGCCUCGCGCCUGUCUGAGCCGGGCUGGGGCGCUGCUGGGGGCGCCUCGCGCCUGUCCGAGCCGGGCGGGGGCGCUGCUGGGGGCGCCUCGCGCCUGUCCGAGCCGGGCUGGGGCGCUG
Molecule: messenger RNA, 3477 nt
Organism: Plodia interpunctella (Indianmeal moth)
Lineage: Eukaryota; Metazoa; Arthropoda; Insecta; Lepidoptera; Pyralidae
Product: DNA polymerase nu-like
Exons: 14
Coding region: 311-3376 (1021 amino acids)
Biological process (GO): double-strand break repair via alternative nonhomologous end joining; DNA-templated DNA replication
Molecular function (GO): DNA-directed DNA polymerase activity; DNA binding
Source: RefSeq, a predicted model, not a curated record